UUGACAAGAUGGCGGCGAUCGCGGGGCUGCAGGGACGGGUGGAAGCGCACGAGCGGCAGGUGUUCGGCCCGAGUGGGGCCAGGCAAGGGGCGGGCUCCUCAGCACCCCCCGCUCGGCCUGCAGCAGAUGGCUUGGUGAAAGUUCAAGUGGCUUUGGGGAACAUUGCAAGCAAAAGAGAGAGAAUUAAAAUUUUGUAUAAGAAAAUUGAAGAUUUAAUAAAAUAUCUGGAUCCUCAGUACAUUGAUCGAAUGGCUGUUCCCAAUGCCAUGAAACUGCAGUUCAUCUUAGCAGAGGAGCAGUUUAUUCUUUCCCAAGUCGCCCUUCUGGAACAGGUGAACAACCUCCAGCCGUUCUUGGACAGUGCACACAUCAAAGCUGCUCCUGACCAUGCUGCCAAACUGCAGCGACUUGCUCAAAUCCACAUCCAGCAGCAGGCAGUCACAGAGUUUAUUACAAGCAACAAGUCCAAGAUAAUAGAACACUGGAUGUAUUGACAUCUGCACGCAGACAGCAGGUCUGUGUUUGAUGGCUUGCUGCACACAGUUAAAGAAAUCCUGGAGAAGAGCUACACCCCAGGAGAGAUGUGCCACCGCUGAGUCAGUCGAAAUGUCAGACGUAUGAACUUGGCAGAACAGAGGGGUAUUGCUGGAGACCAUCGUUCUUUUCUUUUGCAAACCUUCCAGCUACUGUUUCACAGGACACUGGAGGACAGAUAAGGACACGCACACAAGAAAUGCUUUAGGAUCUUCAGCGACCACAAAUGGUUUAACGUCUUGUCCAAAAGACAGCCCCUCCAGCAGUAUAGCACCAGAGAUGGAGAGUGGAUCAGUGUUGAAUCAGAGAGGAAUUCCUCUUAGGGUACAUCUGGAUUGAAAAACAAAACAAAAACUACAGUGUAUCUCAGAGCCUGGGUGUGACAGGUUCCCUGAGGUACAACCUCAAACCGAAGUACCACUGAGCCUUCUGUCCCAUCAGUCUGAACUUCCUUUCACAUUGAGAUGUUGUGACAAGCUGCAAACCUACUGCACUCACACAAACAUCCACAGGCUGGGACACGCCCAGCUGCGUUACAUGAAUGCUUUUGCCAGCCACUCAUGAACCAACAAUAGAGAGGCUCCAGCCAGUUCCCCUAGCUCCCCAGUCUUGCACCCCUGAAUUGUACUUCUUACCCUGGUUAAAAGCCUGACCAGUGUAAGUUUAUUACCCAAUCUUCCCCUCCCUCGAUGGGGAAAGGACGUGCAUAAGUUUUUGUUAACUGAGCUAAGAUUUUUUUCCAUGCACUUCACUCCAGCCCCCCUGUUUUAGGUAAAAUAUAAAACUGAUGUAUUAACUACAGCAAGGUGGAGUAGUGAUUCUAAGAAAUAAGUGUACAGAUCAAAGUAGGUUAUACCUUAGAAAUCAAAUCGCAAUUUGAGUUCUCCAGAAUCCUAGAACUGGAAGUGCAUCCAGUCCGGUCCCCUGCACUCAAGGCAGGACUAAGUAUUAUCUAG
Terrapene triunguis (Three-toed box turtle) is the source of this 1490-nucleotide messenger RNA. It is a transcript of the gene DCTN3, whose product is annotated as dynactin subunit 3. NCBI's taxonomy places the organism in Eukaryota, Metazoa, Chordata, Testudines, Emydidae. Bases 9 to 494 code for a protein of 161 amino acids. The transcript has 8 exons. Gene Ontology annotation, cellular component: dynactin complex. The record is from RefSeq and is a predicted model, not a curated record. Gene Ontology annotation, biological process: cytoskeleton-dependent cytokinesis.